UGUGUUAAGUAUAUACUUGUACGACUAAUGAAAAUUGAUUUAAUUUUAAUACAUAAUUAAUGAUUUAAAUUUUAAUAAAAGUGUAAUAUCUCUGGCAAAUAUAUUUUUUAGUGAAUAUAUUUUUUGAGGUUAAGUGUGUUAAGUAUCUAUUUGUACGACUAACGAAAACUGAUUUAAUUUUAACACAUAAUUAAUGAUUUAAAUUUUAAUAAAAGCGUAAUCAUAUCUCUGGCAAAUAUGAUUUGCUGUAUGAUCUAGGAAAAAUAAAGAAUAUAUAGGGUUACGGUCUCUCUCCUAUACUCUUGACAGAGGAUCUACUCCCAGGAAUUGGGGAAGGAUUCCUGUGAUUGGUCAGGGAAACUUAGUCUACGACCAGCUACGUAGCAGUUUGAAAGGGGUUCUUCAGUUCUCCGUUGGCAGCCGUUGCCUUUAGAUCAUAUAUAUCUUUUCAUCAAUCAGGAAAAAGAAAUCUCGAGUGGCUGGCAUGGUCCAAAGAGAGAUAGAGAGAGAGAAAGAAAGGGAGAAAGAGAGAGAGGAUGCGAGGGUGACUUCACCCAGGGAUUAGGAGAAUCGCGUAGACAGGAGCCGCAACACGCGUGACUAUCUCAAGGAUUCCCUACAUCCUCGAGAGUUCCAUUGCAUCGAUCCUUCUCCAUCAGCCUUCUUUGCUUAUCUCGACUUGUUUCGAGAAGCUGAGGAAACCAUGGAUCGUUUCAGGUUAAGGCAGCGAGCUGAGAAAAAUCGAAGAUGUUCUUUAUCUCCUUCUUCUUCUCUUUCUUUCUUUUUUUUCUUUUUUUACUUUUGGACUUAUCUCGAAUUCGCCGAGAAAAAGAAAUGCAUGCCGAAAUCAGGAUCAGAAAAAAAAGGGAUGUCUUCGAGGCUUCGAUUGUGCUACGAGUUUUACGCUACGGUCACGCAAAUGGGCUGUGGAUCGGCACGAGUUACGGCGCGACUAAACGCUCCGCGGGUACGUCCGGAAAACAUCGACGUAUUCCCGUAGAAAAACUAUAGCCGUUAGCGGCAUACGAUGAAAGAAGAAGAAGAAGAAGAUGAAGAAAAAAAAGAAAAAAAGAAGAAGAAGAAGAGAAGAGAAAAAAGACUUCGUGAUCGGGACGAGAAUCGACUGGAAAAUCGGACGAGAACUCUUCUACAUGCGUUUCCUUGUUUUAACUAAAGAGACAGUCACGCAUUUCGAGGGGCACGUUAAUGAAGAAAUUAAUAAAGCGAAGGAUAGAUGGAAAAAGAGGGAGCCAGAGAGAGAGAGAGAGAGAGAGAGAGAGAGAGAGAGAGCAUUGUGAAAAAAUAUAAAACGAAAUUAGUUAUCCUCCAUUAGUAGAAACACUCGAAAUGUUUGCAGCCGAUAGAAAAUAAAUAUUGGAAAUGUAGCAAAGAGCCAAGGUCCUACCUAUCGAAAUGGAAUUUCCUUGCUGUCAACGAUAAAUCAGAGACACCUUUGCCGAUCGUUUAAAAGACAAUGAGCGAACCGAGAAAACCGUUUGGUAGCAUGACACAGGGUCAACGACGACAAAGCGUCGUCGUCGUCGCGAUGGCGGUCGGUCAAAACAUAGGACGCAAGUAUUAACGAUAACUACAAAGUAGCAAAAGAAAAACGGCAAACUAACGAUAAAUCAGGGCUAUGGCAUUCCUAAGAUAGUGCUCUACCUGAAAGUCAUUACAGUGGCAAAGUAAUUCCCAACUAAGUAAGUAAAGCAAUAAAUACAUAAUGCAUCCGGCGAGUUUCCCACACGCUGCUCGACGGAGCGGCUCUCCGCGGAGAGCUACUACGGUCGCGGCCUUACAGUUCCAUGAAAUCAUGCAUCACGGCGAGCUCGCGCGACCAACUGAGAGAGAAAGAGAUAUAUAGAGAAGAGAGGGAGGAGAAGAGAAGAGAAGAGGAAGGAGAAGAGAAGAGAAGGACGCGCCGAUUUAUUUGCACGGUUGCAAUGCAAGCGCGUCGAUCGACCGAGGAGCCGAGAAUGGAUUCUUUUUUUGUCGAUUGCGAGAGUAGCCUGAAAGAUGCAAACGUUGCCAUGUCGAAAUGUUCGUGGGAAAGCUCGAAAAAAUCUAUUCCUAGUAAACCAAAAAUAUUUUCUUAUUUAAAAUUUAUUAGAUAUAGGAAAUACAUAUGUAAGUACGAUACAUAUGCAUACGUUGCUACCAAACUCAUAUUCUUAUACAUUAUGUAUCAAUUGAUAUUAUAAGAACUCAACAAACUUCGUCGUUUCAAACGACACGUGAGUAUUUAAUAAAACGAGAAACAUGCAGAAUUUAUUAGGAACGCGUCUGUUCUUCUAAAGGAAUUUUUCCUUCGUUACGUCCAAUCGCGUUUACCGCGAGCCGCCGUUCCUUUCAAUGAGCGUGUGAACCACGUCUGACCGUCUCCGAGGAGUUUCCACUGAAUUUCUCGUUCACGUACGACAGUUAAAACCAACGGAUCUUAUGCGAAGAAACGUGAAAUUAAUUAUUCCAACAAUUUUACUUCGGUUAAACGCCUUUAAAUAUUUUAUUUUUCUUUUGACUCGUUUACGUUUUACCUUAAAUUUUGAUUACCCUUGCGAAUUUCGUAUUUGCUCAAAGGAAAUACAUAUCUCCCGAAUGAUUACCGUAUUUGAUUAAACGAGUAACGCACUGAUUUAAUAAUUAAUCUAUCUUGGUAGUCGAACGUACAAUUCACUUUUAAUUUAAUCCGCAAGGAAAGGAAACCCGUCGCAUUACGCUUUCUUCUCUUUCAACUUUUUUUUUGCUUUUCCGCCUUGGGAAAGCCAUCGAGAUGCAGUUUUUUAAUAUAUGCGAUUAAUUAAAUUAUACGUAUAAGAAUUCGUUGAUCGGAGAUAUCGGACGAUCCUGGAGGAUACGUGCUUAGAAAUAUUCAUUUUAAAUUAUCUACUUAAUAAAUACUAUGCUCCUCUAUAACUUUAUAAAUAUGCGAUACGCGAUUGUUUCAUAUUGCACCGGACAAUGUUUUCAUAGAAAUUUUUUUUCUCCUUGUCGAAUUGGAGUUAGUAAUUUAUAAAACAUCGAUUAAAUAUGAUGGUAGAAAAUAUCUUCAAUGGCAAUGAUAACGAAGAUUUGAAAAUAUCCAAUGAAGAUGAUGUGAAAAUAAUAGAAACUAAUCGAGUUUGGAAAAUAUGUGAGGAUAUAAAGAUCAAGAAAGAGAUAUUGGAUGAGAUCGAAGAUUUCUCAGCAAACGACGAACUCGUCGUCGUAGAAGACGUCGAGAAUCCUUUUGAGAAACGCAUAACCACUCUUACGGCCAGAGAACAGCUCGUAUGUACCAUUUGCAGAAUCGAUUUUCCGAAUGAAGAUGAAUUCAAAACUCACAUAAUCCUCCACAGUCACUGUGAACCCUUCCAAUGCGGCUUCUGCUCUAAGCGAUUUUCAAGAUCAUCGAAUUUAGAAAAUCACUUGAAGAGUCACGUUGACUUCGAUUGCAAUUAUUGUUCUCUAAAAUUCCAGGAUGAAAGUACCGUACGAAUUCGCAGAAUAUGUCCGAAGGAACGGUGCUUCGAAUGUGGAAUCUAUCAAAAGAAAUCUUCGCGCGAUCGCAAAGCGAGUUACGCAAAGAAAAAGUCGUUUGAGUGCUCGAUUUGCAAGAAGAACUUCUUGAGACGCAGCGGUCUCAGAGCUCAUACGAUCGUCCACACUGCUGAUUCUCCCUACGAGUGUAAUCUCUGUCCUGCAAGAUUUAAAAGAUCCUCCGUUUUAAAGACCCACAAAUUGACGCAUACCGAUGUCAGAAGAUUUGAAUGCGAUAUUUGCAAGCAUCGUUUUCAUUUAAAAGGUGCAUUAAAACAUCACAUACUGGCGCAUUACGGCGUAAGACCGUACAAGUGCAAAGAUUGCGGUAAGCGUUAUAGAAGAUCCUGGGGCCUAAAAGUUCACAUGUAUCGACACACGGGAGUGAAGCGCUUCGAGUGCGAUCUCUGCAAGGAUCGUUUCAGCGUUAAGACGAAGCUGGCGAAGCACAUAUAUCAACAUACGGGAGAAAAACCGUACAAAUGCGAGUUCUGUACUCGUCAAUAUGAUGAAAGAUAUCUUCUUAAGAGUCACAAAUGUCCGAUGAACUUGGAUACUUUUUCGAAAUGUAAAGUCGACGAUCAUGAUCGAUCUGCUGAGAGGAUUUUGCUCGUUUUGUAAUAAUUAUAGUAUGAUCUGAGUGUUCUAAUUAACGAGUAAA
Molecule: messenger RNA, 4177 nt
Organism: Vespa mandarinia (Asian giant hornet)
Lineage: Eukaryota; Metazoa; Arthropoda; Insecta; Hymenoptera; Vespidae
Biological process (GO): regulation of DNA-templated transcription
Molecular function (GO): RNA polymerase II cis-regulatory region sequence-specific DNA binding; DNA-binding transcription factor activity, RNA polymerase II-specific
Source: RefSeq, a predicted model, not a curated record